UCUCUAGUAUUUGUGGAGAUACUGGAGAUGAUAGGUGGAAAUGAAUCCUGUACUGCAGGACCAAUUCCUAUGUCCUACUUAACCUGCCUGACUUACAUUCUGGGAGAAUGGACUGGCGUGGAGCAUAUUGAAGAUUAUCUGAGUUAUGCAGUCUACCUUUUAUGGGUGCUUUUUCCACUCGCAGUAGUUUUUCUACUUCCGGGAGUUAUUGUCAUCCUCUUCUAUGUUUCCAUUCUCCUUCUUCAUAUUUAUAAAAGGAAGAAUGAACUAAAGGAAGCUUAUUCCAAUGAUUUUUGGGAUGGUGCAAAACAAAUGUUGGCUACCCUAUGGGAUGGACAUGGAAGAAUAUGGCAUGGUUAUGAGCUUCAUGGUGCUGAAAAUAUUCCUGAAGGACCAGGGCUUAUUGUGUUUUAUCAUGGAGCUACUCCUGCUGACUAUGUCUACUUCAUGGCUAGACUUCUUAUACAAAGGAAGAGAUACUGCCACGUAGUAGCUGAUCAUUUCGUCUUUAGAUUGCCAGGUUUUAAAAUAUUGCUUGAUGUACAUGGAGUUAUGCAUGGACCAAAAGAAGAAUGUGUCACAGCUCUGAAGAAGGGCUACCUGAUAGCCAUUGCCCCAGGUGGAGUUCGGGAAGCACUCUUUAGUGAUGAAAUGUAUACAAUUAUCUGGGGUAAUCGGAAGGGCUUUGCUCAGGUAGCCAUUGAUGCAAAAGUGCCCAUCAUUCCUAUGUUUACACAAAAUGUUCGAGAAGGCAUUAGGACAUUAGGAGGAAUAAAAAUAUUUAGGUCACUAUAUGAACGUAUUAGGUUGCCAGUAGUUCCUAUGUAUGGUGGAUUUCCAGUUAAGCUUCGUACAUUUAUUGGAGAACCCAUUCCAUAUGAACCAAAUGUAACUGCUGAGGAACUGACUGCAAAGACGAAAGCAGCACUCCAAGCUCUAAUAGAAAAACAUCAGAAAAUACCAGGAAAUAUAUUUAGGGCUUUAAUGGAACGAUUUCAAACACAAAAGAAAGAAGAUUAAGGUCUUCUGAAUAAACGACUAUUUAGUUACAAUAUUCUUAAAGUCAUGUUUGUAAUUUAUUCAUUCUUCUAAUGAUAGGUUUUAAAUAUGGUCCUAAUGAUACUGCUGUGUAAUUUAAGACACUUGCCCUUGCCCUUCCCCCUGUCCAGUAUCAAGCUCAGGAACCCAUACUUCAAAUAAUCCAUGAUGGGGCAAAGCUUAGUUUUUGAUAAAUGCAUUCCUACGUUGAAGGUGUUUUUUUCAAAAAAUGACACUGCAAGUGUUUAUGAACAUGGUCUCUUGUUUGUUUGUUUUAUUCUUCCCAUCCCCACUACCCCCUGGUUGCUCUUUAACCUGAAUGUUAGAGCUAGAGUCUUACUGUCUUGAUCAUCAUCUCUGUAACUAGAUUUUACAGGCCAGAUUAAUGCUGUUCAGCAUUUAUGAAAGCUUUCUUUUGGUUGUUACUCUCACCCUGCUGGAAAACAUAUUCUGUGGCCUGCAGAACCUCCAGCUAUGCCUGCAAAACCUAUGGUGUUUAGUUUUACUGGGUGAGCUCAGAAGAAGUUUAGAGGAGUCAAAAUUGAUUAGAGAACUGCAGUGAACCCGGGAAGUUUGUUAUGGAAACCACUCCGAUGCCCUACAAUACAGCUGCUAUGCCAAGCCAUUUUGGAUAUCUGCCCUUGAGUAGAAACUUGUCCUGUAUACUUCUCAGUCAAUCUGCAAAUUUUCCUUUAAAAGAAUUAGCCAAGCAUUUGAACUUUAAGUGGAUAUGAGAGUAUUGUUUUAGUAAUGAGCUCAUAAAGGUUUAUUUGGCAGGAAAGAAAAAAAAUAGUACAACACUCCUUUUAAAAGUAGCAGUUCUUUUGAAAAGCAGGAUAGACUUUCCCAAAUACUCUUUAAGUCUAGUAUAUGUGUAAACUGUUAAACAUCCAUAUUCUUCAAACAUGGUUAUUUACGUAAGUUACUAAAUCGGGGGUGAGGGGGAAAUCCUAUAUGCUUUCCUUAAGUGAAAAUAAUUGAAUGAACAGGAAAGGGUUGCAGGAUUGGGCUUUCGUGCACUUACAGUAUUUUUUUUUUUUCUGAACUAAAGCCUAUGCUUUUAUUGUCAAAAUAGGAAAUAUCUGAAAUAUUUCUUCUGAUUGCCAGCAAGUUUAAUCUACCAUUCUUAAAUUAACAUCUGGGACCUCUCUAGUUUUGGGAUGAGGACAAAUUCCCUAAGGAAAGACAAAAGAGGUUUUUGCUAUAUUAUGUCAUCUCCUUUCAGUAUUGUUCAGGUUUGACCUUUAAAAUAACCCAAAACAAGAAAAAAACCCCAACUUUAGAAAGAGCAGUUGUAUUUAAUUUAGUACCCAUUCCUUCCACUAUUUAAGCACAUGCUUUGCUUUAUACUCUUUUCAAUGUGUAAAUUAGUGAGAUCACAUAAGUGAAUAUGGAUGAAGCUCUAUGUUAGAAAAAUAUCACUUUAUGGGAAAGAGUCUAUAAAUUAUGGUUUGCAAAAAGCUUAUCUUUAUGAUGUUAUUUUAUAUCAAAAGCAUUUUAUGUGGUGUUGAAUUAAAUCUUUUAAACUUGGGGAAGAAUCAUAUUAUAUAAAAGCAAAUGCCCAUUCUGAAGGGUUUUUUUAAAUGGCUUGGGUUUUAUUUGAAGGCAAGAUUGUGUUCUUUUUAAUUUAUCAGAAUGUUAUAAAAAAAUAUCAUGUUAACACAAUGUCAUUAAAAGCGAUAAUGCCAAAUUCUUACAUUGGAGUAUUAAGUAUGGCUUUGUUUUUACUGUCCAUUGUGAGGAAAAUAUGCAUCAGUCUAUAUUGUGAAAUUCUCAAAGGCAGCUGAACAUAUUUUGUGUUGAGGUUGCGUAUUGAGUAUAUGUAAAACAAAACUCAGUCUAAAAGGUUUGUUAGACAUGAAUGAAUUUGUGAUCUGAGAUUUUUUUAAAAAAAUUAUUUUACUAAAUAUGUGGGCUGUUUGAUGCAGUUUUGUCCCUUUUAAGUAUUGAAAGAUGAGUAUAAAAAAAAAAAUGAAGGGCAGUGUUGGUACUCUUCAAAUGUUCAUAUUUGUAUAGGCCUUUCAUAUUUAUUUCUCUAUAUAAAACAAUGUAUAGAAGACACCUUUAGAAUAAAAUUUACAACUGGAACAGG
Messenger RNA from Athene cunicularia (burrowing owl), 3130 nucleotides. It is a transcript of the gene TMEM68, whose product is annotated as transmembrane protein 68. The transcript is spliced from 7 exons. Bases 28 to 1020 code for a protein of 330 amino acids. The record is from RefSeq and is a predicted model, not a curated record. Gene Ontology annotation, cellular component: membrane. Gene Ontology annotation, molecular function: acyltransferase activity. Lineage: Eukaryota; Metazoa; Chordata; Aves; Strigiformes; Strigidae.